GCACUGGUUUACCAUGCAUGCUAGCCUGUUAGCUAGCUCAGUUGUCUGAAAGAGUUUGAAUGAAGCAAGAGUGUUAGGUGUUGUUGUUUUUUUUACCUAGUAGUUUUUGUUUGUAUGUGUUUAAGUGCAGGUAAUCGGUUCCGACAUAAUGUUUAUAACGAGGUCGUUCCUGAAAUUCGUGGUGUUUGUGGGAGUGUUGGUGUUAGUCCUACAGUAUGUACAGUACUGGUUAGCCAGUAAACAGUAUGUGUUUACGAAAGAGGACGUCGCCAAACUGGCCAAACAGUACGCAGGUCAGGAUCCUGAGCAAGCCUUCUCUAAAGUUGUGGUGGAGUUGCGGAAGCGCUACUCGGGCCACAUCCUGCCUGACGAGGAUCUGCAGUGGGUGUUUGUAAAUGCCGGGGGUUGGAUGGGCUCCAUGUGUUUGCUCCACGCCUCCCUCACCGAGUACGUGCUGCUAUUCGGGACCGCCGUGGACACAAGCGGACACUCAGGGCGUUAUUGGGCUGAGAUAUCGGACACCAUUAUUUCUGGGACUUUCCGGCAAUGGAAAGAAGGAACUACUAAAAGUGAGACUUACUACCCAGGGGACACGAUCGUGCACUCGGUGGGCGAGGCGACCUCGGUGCAGUGGACCUCUGGGACCUGGAUGGUGGAAUACGGCAGAGGAUUUAUUCCAUCCACGCUGGGUUUUGCACUAGCAGACACAAUCUUCAGCACACAGGACUUUGUAACGCUUUUUUACACCUUUCGUGUAUACAUGAAGUGUCUGCUCCUGGAGGCCAACACUUUCCUGACUGAAGCAGGCGUCUUCUAAAGCCUGGAGUGAUCUUCGUGUUGCGUUGUACUACUGUACUUCAGUGGUAUCCUGUAACAGACUGAGCUUAUGGUUCGGACUUUCUCAGGCAAAUACUAACAGAGAAAAGUGAGAUGCUUCUUAUAACAUAGGUGACAUCUAGAGUAUUUGAUUAUCCUAUUGUGAGGAAAAAAGUCUUAAUUGUUAUUCAUUGUAUGUUAAAAAAAACAUGAAAUGUCCAGUUCAUUACUUGCAAUACCUCAAUGAGCACUUUAGACUGUGAAGAUCUUAUACAUAGGUGUUGCUGUCACCAGAAUGAUGUGUUAAUUGUUUACUGCAAAUCAUUUCUGUCCAGCUUUCCUCCACAAUAAAACUUUGUUCCAUUC
Clarias gariepinus (North African catfish) is the source of this 1182-nucleotide messenger RNA. It is a transcript of the gene sigmar1, whose product is annotated as sigma non-opioid intracellular receptor 1. The record is from RefSeq and is a predicted model, not a curated record. Gene Ontology annotation, cellular component: endoplasmic reticulum. Lineage: Eukaryota; Metazoa; Chordata; Actinopteri; Siluriformes; Clariidae. The coding region runs from base 149 to 817 and encodes 222 amino acids. The transcript is spliced from 4 exons.